GUGCAUGCGGGUGCGCGCCUGUCACUCCGUUGCCAGCUGGACGGACACAGAGUUGAAAGCAGAGAGGGCAGCUCGCAGCACAGGACGCAGCAGACCGCUCCCUUUGGGCUCCUCUUCGGGAUUAUUACUUUUUGGUGUCUUUUUUGUUGUUGUUGUUUUUGUUGUUGUGGUUAAAGUGCUCAAGGUUUAAAUUGGGGCUUGUUGACCUUUUGGGAGAGUCUCACGUGUCUCUAUUUGGCUCCCGGCGCAUCUGUCAUCAACCGUUACCGGGUGCCUGGAGUUGCCAAAGUCAUGCCGGCAGGGUUUCAGCAACUCGGAGGGGAGACAUUGACUGGAACCUUUGUGCUCUCUGUCUUCACUGCUGUCCUGGGAUCUCUAGAGUUUGGAUACAAUAUCGGAGUCAUCAAUGCACCCCAGAAGAUCAUCGAGCAGGAGUACAACGCCACGUGGGCGCACCGGUACGGCGAGCCCAUCCCCGCGGGGACCCUCACCUCCCUGUGGUCGCUGUCUGUGGCCAUCUUCUCCAUCGGCGGCAUGCUGUCCUCCUCCUGCGUGGGCUUCGCGUCCGAGUGGCUGGGCAGGAGGAAAGCCAUGCUCAUAAACAACAUGUUUGCCUUCAUUGGUGGAAGUCUGAUGGGGUUGUCCAAGCUCUGCCGCUCCUUUGAAAUGAUGAUCCUGGGACGCUUCAUCAUCGGCGCCUACUGCGGAUUGGCGUCGGGCCUGACACCGAUGUACGUGGGCGAGAUAGCGCCGACGAGCCUGCGAGGGGCUCUGGGCACGCUGCACCAACUGGCCAUAGUCACUGGGAUCCUCAUCGCACAGAUCCUCGGCCUGGAGUCGCUCCUCGGCGUCGAGGACCUGUGGCCAAUCCUGUUGGGUUUGGCGGUCGUGCCGGCCGUGCUCCAGAUGGCGCUUCUGCCUUUCUGCCCCGAGAGCCCCCGCUUCCUCUACAUCGUCCGCUGCCAGGAGCACCAAGCCAAGAGAGGCCUGAGGAGGUUGACGGGCCGCCAGGACGUCAGCGUCAUGCUGGCGGAGAUGAAGGAGGAGAAGAGGAAGAUGGACAUGGAGAGGAAGGUGUCCAUCCUGGAGCUCUUUCGCUCUCCGCUCUAUCGUCAGCCCAUCGUCAUCUCCAUCCUGCUGCAGCUCUCCCAGCAGCUGUCCGGGGUCAACGCAAUUUUCUACUACUCCACCAGUAUCUUCAUGAAGGCAGGAGUCCAGAGCCCAGUCUACGCCACCAUAGGAGCGGGCGUGGUCAACUGUGCCUUCACCGUGGUCUCGCUCUUCCUGAUAGAGAGGAUGGGUCGACGGACGCUCCACAUGGCGGGACUCGGCGGGAUGUGCGUCUGCGCCGUCGUCAUGACGACGGCUCUCGCUUUGUUGGUCAGUCAAGGUGCCCCCCCCCCCAUUAAACAUGCGAGCGCCACACCAGUUUCCCUCACCCUAUUUCCUCUCCUCCUCCUCGCCGGACAGGACAGCGUCCCGUGGAUGAGCUACGUCAGCAUGCUGGCCAUCUUCGGCUUCGUGGCGUUCUUCGAGAUCGGGCCCGGCCCCAUCCCCUGGUUCUACGUGGCCGAGCUGUUCUCCCAGGGGCCGAGGCCGGCGGCCAUGGCCGUGGCCGGCUUCUCCAACUGGACCGCCAACUUCAUCAUCGGCAUGUGCUUCCAAUACGUGGCGGAGCUGUGCGGGCCGUACGUCUUCCUGAUCUUCGCGGCGCUGCUCCUCUUCUUCCUCAUCUUUACAUUCUUCCGGGUGCCGGAGACGCGCGGGAAAACCUUCGACCAGAUCGCAGCGGCCUUCCACCAGGACUCUGUGGGGGGAAUGAUGGACAUGGACAUGGAUCUGGACAAGCCCAGCACCGAGCUGGACUAUUUAGGGGAGGAAAACAUCAACUGAAAAAAAGCUCCUGCCUGGACGGGAGAAGGGACCGAGUACAGCUUGGAAUGAACUUUUUGGGCUCCGAACUUUUACUUUGACACGUUGUAUUGUAUGUUGAGGUCAACGGUUUGAUUCAUAUAGAUUGCGGUGCCAAAGCAGUGAUAGCAGUGUGGCAAUUUGGGGUGUUUUGGAAUUGUCCUUUUCAGGUACGACUGCGAAUCGAGCCUCGACACAGGCUCAUACCUAUGGAUUAGUAGUUGACUACUGUGUUUUAAGGAACAGAACAAAAGGGGACUGUUGAGGCAUCGGCUGCCCUUGUGGUACGACUUUAUUCCACGGCGACACCGACCGACGGAGGUGGAGAGACUGCACUUUAUCUACGAUGACGUCCAAAGCUCAGUUGGACACACACACACACAAUUACAUUAUUACCAUUUAGCUUAAGCUACAAGAUCAUGGUCUCAGGCAAAUAUUCAACAAGUCUGGUUGGUUUGAAUUCAAAUUUAAAAAGGCACGCUGCGUCUUUUAAACUCAUCAAAUGUAGGUAUCAAACAAGUAAGACUUCUGGCAUCAAAAGUCAGCUGUUGGAUGAGUAGCAACAUUUUUAGGUCACCUACAGGCCAGCGGAUUGUCUUCAUCGCCAAACUGAGCCAGUAGUGCGUUCUGAUCUUUAGGCAAAGUGCAAUCACAACUUACAGCACAACCUCCUGAAAAGCUACUUGACAGAAGAACAUGGUACUUUAUGUGUAUGUAUAAAAACCCAGAGUGAUGUUAGUUGGUUUUUGAUAUUUAUGUACAAGGCGUUUGUUAUUUAUGCUCUAGCAGGUGAGAACAGAAGCCAGGUACACCAAGUUUCCUUUUCCAAAAAUCACACAGGCAUCAUACGUUCAUUUCUCUUUUGUGGUGUGUGCAGUUUGCCGUAUAUUCUAUAAUGGUGUGUAUCACUACCUUCUGAAGUUAUUCAGAGUGCAUCUGUCAUUUGUGAAUUAAGAUGAAGAUGUUGUGGUCAUGUUGGGACUGAAAUUAAGCAAAUACUGUAUAAUAAUGUUACUGUCCAGUUAUGUAUACCUAGUGCUGGAAACUGCAUGGAUUGUAAAUUCAAAAAAAUCUUAAGCCGCCAAAAGCAGCAUUUCUAAUAUGCCCCUCGGUCAAUAAGAAAUUUUAUACGGAGAUUUGCAAACAUGAUUUAUUCAUUUGCAUUUUUACUACUGACAUUGCACAUCAUCCCCUCAAAAAGAAAAAAAAGCACACACAAAUAAGUAAAACUCAAAAAUUAAGUUACUUUUCAUCAAACAUUCCUCAACUGAGGAGAUGAAGGGAGUAGUACGUCUCAAGAAUCGAUUGAGGUGGUAAAAGAACUAAACUGACUCCCAUAAUGCACCACCAACCUCACACCUACUUGGUUUUCCCCUCUUCAACCAAAUUUUAAAAAGUUAAAUAAAAAUCAAGGCUGGUUCCUCUAUAAACUACUUGAUGUGUCCCAUCUAGGAUAUUAAAGAAAAUAUUGUUUUAAAGGGGGGGGGGGUUGGAAUAACCGGGCUACCAC
Messenger RNA from Pungitius pungitius (ninespine stickleback), 3421 nucleotides. Its product is annotated as solute carrier family 2, facilitated glucose transporter member 4-like. The transcript has 10 exons. The record is from RefSeq and is a predicted model, not a curated record. The coding region runs from base 292 to 1893 and encodes 533 amino acids. Gene Ontology annotation, cellular component: endomembrane system; perinuclear region of cytoplasm; membrane. Gene Ontology annotation, molecular function: hexose transmembrane transporter activity. Gene Ontology annotation, biological process: monosaccharide transmembrane transport. Lineage: Eukaryota; Metazoa; Chordata; Actinopteri; Perciformes; Gasterosteidae.